Daldinia caldariorum is the source of this 168-nucleotide messenger RNA. Its product is annotated as putative TOM core complex subunit Tom6. Lineage: Eukaryota; Fungi; Ascomycota; Sordariomycetes; Xylariales; Hypoxylaceae. The coding region runs from base 1 to 168 and encodes 55 amino acids. The record is from RefSeq and is a predicted model, not a curated record. The transcript has 2 exons.
AUGCCGCCAAAGAGAGUCGGUGGACGUUCCAAUAAGGGCUUUAUCGGCUCUACUUAUGAAGCUUUCACAUCUCCCGAAAAUGCUUCCGUCGUACGCAGCGUAGCAAUCUUCGGUGCCGCUGUCGCUUUCCUAGCAAGUCCCUGGAGCGAAUACCUUCUACCACCGUGA